Molecule: messenger RNA, 1574 nt
Organism: Bombus impatiens (common eastern bumble bee)
Lineage: Eukaryota; Metazoa; Arthropoda; Insecta; Hymenoptera; Apidae
Product: dynactin, 150 kDa isoform
Exons: 6
Coding region: 493-1437 (314 amino acids)
Source: RefSeq, a predicted model, not a curated record
AUCAAAGACUAUAAAGGCAUAAUAAUUAGUAUUAACAUUCCUUGGCAAGCUAAUUAUUAUAAAAAGUUAUUCAUGUGCAGAAGAUAUAUAAAAAUGAAGACUUCUAUAUGUGCAUGUGCCCUUACAUUAAUUAUAUUAUAGAAGACCGCCAAAUUUUUAUUAAAAAUAUUAAAAGUAUUUCAAACAUUGUACCUUGUAAAAUUGAACGUGCUGUCAUUUUUGUUUAUUUUGUUUAUAAAUUUUUAAAUGUAUAUGCGAUGUUGAUACUUUCAAUACGUUUUUAUACCAUUUGACUUUACGAAACUGUCAUAUGUUUGAAAACGAAAAGCUACCGCCUUCUGCAUACUAUAUAGUAUAGCGACUCCAGAAAACAAAUGUUUGAUCGAAUAGAAUAUAGAUGCAGAAAUUAUCAAUCAAAAUAUAGUAAUAGAAGGAUAUAGCGAUAGUAAUAAAAUACUAUAUCUUUUAUGUAAUAAUUAUUCAUAUCGGAAAAUGACUGAAGAAUUAUUAUCUAAAGAAAAAGAAUUUCAUCAGUUGAAUAAAGAACUUGAGCAGAAAGCAAGCAAUUUGAUAGCAAAAAUAGAUUCUGUUGUUAACACUUACAAUAACGGAUGCUCGAAUCUUAAUUCGAGGAAACAUUGCGUAAAUGCGACGAGAGAAAGAACAGCCUGUUUAAAUGGUAUAACAAUACAAAAUAAAGAUAAUUUUCAGAUUUUGGUUAAACGAAAUUCAUCUUUACCUCAUAUUUUCGAUCAAUCCGUUGCUUUGAAGCCAAAAAUAGAAUCACAGAAAGAUAACGAGGAUGAAGUUUCUAAGCAAAAGAACCUGGCAAAUAAAACUGUUCUCAAUUUCUUAAAAGCUAAGGUAGAUAUAUUACAGGAUGAGCUACAAACAAUGCGAAUUGAAUAUAGAAAACAGUGUGAUAUUUGCAAAAAUUUGGAAUCUGAAAAUAACAAGAUUGAAAUUAAGUUAAAAGCUGAAAUAGAGUCAUUAAAAGAAACAAUUACAAAAUUAGAGAACACUAACAAGGAGUUGCACUGUCAAUCACAAGCAUUAAAUACAGAAAAUUCAAUCUUAAAAAAAGACUUAGAUAGACUUCAAAAGCAAGUAAAGAUAACAAAUCAACAGUCUAAUAGUUGCUUGAUGAGAUUAAAUAGAUCUUUGGAAAAUAAUGAUAAACUUAAGAAUGCAUUGAAAUAUUCUGAAGUAGAAGAAAAGGAAUUGAAGACCCAAAUUAGAAAGUUAGAAGAAGAUAGAAAAUUAACAGUUAAUCAUUUGGGAAAGCAACUUUCGGAAUUAAUACAAGUGUUUAAAAAACAAAUGUUAAUUGUAGAUAACUUAAAGAAGCAAAAUGCAUGCUUACUGGCAGUUGGACAACUAAAAUUAACAAAAGAAGAUUUCUCAAGAUUAUUGGAUCAGAAACCUGAAAAUGUAUGAUAUAUUGUAUAUAAAACAUUUAUUAAAUGACUACUGCAAUUCAUACAUUGCAAAAGAUGGAAUAACUUCAUUUCAUAGCCAUACAUUUUAUACAAUUUUAUAUUACAUGAUAUAAUCCUUAAUAUUUUUUAUGAAAA